Messenger RNA from Camellia sinensis, 549 nucleotides. NCBI's taxonomy places the organism in Eukaryota, Viridiplantae, Streptophyta, Magnoliopsida, Ericales, Theaceae. The record is from RefSeq and is a predicted model, not a curated record.
AUGAUAGAGCACGCAAUCCGUUUGGGAUUUAAGGCCUCCAACAAUGAAGUAAAGUACAAGGCACUGAUUGCUAGACUGAAACUAGCAGUAACAGUGGAAGCCGGUGAGGUAGUAGUCUUUUGUGACUCCCAACUUAUUGUGAAUCAAGCGACAGGCAGGUAUGCAACCUGGGAUGAAAGGAUGAUAGCCUAUGUCAAAGAGAUUGUCAGGUUACUGGCACUAUUCCAAGAUUACCGACUACAGCAGAGUAAUAGACAGACAGAAGCAUCCAACAAGACCAUCUUGGAUGGGAUCAAGAGGAGGUUGGAAGCAGCCAAGGGAAAAUGGGUGGAAGAAUUGCCCAAUGUGCUAUGGACAUAUCAGACUAUGCUGAGAAGAUCAGCAGGGGAGUUUCCUUUUGCCAUGGCAUAUGGCAUAGAAGCAGUUAUCCCACUAGAAGUCGAUAUCCCUGGAAUCAGAAGUCAGGGAGUAGAGAAUGGAAUUUAUGAGGCAUUCUUAACCCAAAAUCUGGAUCUGACUGAACAGUCUUGUGACGAUGUUUCCGAUUGA